Messenger RNA from Orcinus orca (killer whale), 1725 nucleotides. RefSeq names its product caspase 10 (gene CASP10). The transcript is spliced from 9 exons. Gene Ontology annotation, molecular function: protein binding. The record is from RefSeq and is a predicted model, not a curated record. Lineage: Eukaryota; Metazoa; Chordata; Mammalia; Artiodactyla; Delphinidae. The coding region runs from base 1 to 1557 and encodes 518 amino acids. Gene Ontology annotation, biological process: negative regulation of extrinsic apoptotic signaling pathway via death domain receptors; proteolysis.
AUGACAUCGCAAGGCCAAAGUCUGAAUUCCACUUUAGAUGAUAACUGUCAAGGGAACUUUCGAGGGACACUUCUGACUAUUGAUUCGUACCUGGGGGAUCAAGACGUGGAGCGCCUGAAGUUCCUCUGCCGAGACUCCAUCACCCCCAAGAACCUGGAGAAGUGCGGCUCAGCCUUGGAUAUCUUUGAGUACCUGUUGGCAGAGGAAUGGCUGAGUGAGGAAGACCCCUUCUUCCUAGCGGAGCUCCUCUACACCAUCAAGCAGAAGGUCCUCCUUCGGCACCUCCGCUACACCAAGGAGCAGGUGGAGAACUGGCUGCCUUUCCGCCGGAAGGUCUCUCCGUUCAGAAACCUGCUCUAUGAACUGUCAGAAGACAUCAGCUCAGAGAACUUAAAGAGCAUGAUCUUCCUUCUGAGGGAGUCGAUUCCGAAAGUCCAGAUGACCUCUCUAAGUUUCCUGGCAUAUCUGGAGAAACAAGAGAAAAUAGAUGAAGAUAAUCUGACAUUACUGGAGGAUCUCUGCAAAAAAAUUGUACCUAAUCUCGUGAGAAAGAUAGACAAAUAUAAAAGAGAGAAAGGCUCCCAGGUAGGGGCACCUCCUGUAGCCAAGGAAACUGAGUCAUUGCAUCAAGGAGAGAAAGAACUAUUUUGCCGCUCGGACAUUAACCAAUUGCUUGGAGCCUUGCCGGAGGUGUCCUGGCGAGAUGAGCAUGCACAGAGUAAUGGUGACAGAGCAACCCCGGUCUCCGUGGAGAUGUUGGGAGCAUCUGUUGACACUCUAACUUCUGAGACCAGCACAAAGGAGACAGCUGUGUACAGGAUGGAUCGGAAACACAGAGGGUAUUGUGUUGUUGUCAAUAAUCACAGUUUUACCUCACUGUCAAAAAGACCAGGGACCAAUAAAGAUGCUGAGUGCCUGAGGCGCGUGUUUCAGUGGCUUGGGUUCAGCGUGCAUAUUUAUGUCAAUGUGACUAAAGGCGACCUAGAGGAGGUUCUGCAGUAUUUUCAGACUCAUCCAGGCCAUGCUGAUGGAGACUGCUUUGUGUUCUGUGUUCUGACCCAUGGGAAAUUUGGAGCCGUCUACUCUUCUGAUGGGAACCUCAUUCCCAUCCGGCAGAUCAUGUCUCACUUCACGGCUCAGCAGUGUCCUGCUCUGGCUCACAAACCCAAACUCUUUUUCAUCCAGGCCUGUCAAGGUGAAGAAAUACAACCUUCCGUAUCCAUUGAAGCAGAUGCAGUAAAUCCUGAGCACGUGCCCCCUUCCCUUCAAGACAGUGUUCCCGUUGAGGCGGAUUUCCUUCUUGGCCUGGCCACUGUCCCCGGCUACGUGUCCUUUCGGCACGUGGAGGAAGGUAGCUGGUAUAUCCAGUCUCUGUAUAAUCAUCUGAAGGACUUGGUCCCAAGACGGGAAGAUAUCUUAUCCAUUCUUACUGCUGUCAACGAUGAUGUGAGUCGACAAGCGGACAGACACGGAACAAAAAAACAGAUGCCUCAGCCUGCUUUCACACUACGUAAAAAAGUAGUAUUCCCUGUGCCACAGGAAGAACUUUUACUAUAGUAGAAAAUUUUGAUCGACGCUUAAACUUGAAAGGACCCUUUGGGCAUCGCUUCUAACCUCCCACCCAUCAUAGAAAUCAGUGACAGGUAGUGAGCUGGCCUCCGCCUGUCUUUCUAGUAGAAGAACAUGCCCUAUUUUCUGACACAACAAAAUCUGUUUGUUUUUUUU